AUGGCUAAGGCUGUAGCACUCAUCACCUCUGCCUUCUGCCUCUUGGCCCUGUCUGGAUUUGCCCAUGCCGCUGGCAAGAAAAAAGAUAGCAAGUUCACCGUCGAAGGCAAGGUUUACUGUGACCCAUGCCGCGUCCAAUUCGUCACCAAGUUGAGUCAAUUCCUCGAAGGUGAAGAUGUGGUCCUGCUAUGCAAAAAUGAGGAGACUGGAAACGUGACAUACUCCAUUAACGGAAAAUCUAGCAAAGAUGGAAGCUAUAGUCUAAAGGCAGAAGGAGAUCACGGUGACGAGGUUUGUGAGGUGAAGGUGGCGACGAGCCCCCAACCUGACACCUGCGGUGAAGCCAUGGAUGAAACAGCCCCGGUCACCCUCACAGACAAUGGCAUGUCUAAUGACAUUCGCUAUGCCAACUAUAUCGGCUUCAUGAAGAAGGAUCCCGAUGCCGAGUGCCCUAAAGCGCUCGAGGAGUUGGUUAUCUACCCCGAUGAUCCUGACGAGGAUGUAGCUCCUGAAGAACCUGCUAAUUAA
Molecule: messenger RNA, 528 nt
Organism: Cornus florida
Lineage: Eukaryota; Viridiplantae; Streptophyta; Magnoliopsida; Cornales; Cornaceae
Product: olee1-like protein
Exons: 2
Coding region: 1-528 (175 amino acids)
Source: RefSeq, a predicted model, not a curated record